AUGUCAAAAAAAAUAGAUGUACAUAUACGAUUAAAUCCACUUAAAAACAAUACUAUCUGGAAGUAUUCUAAUAAUAAAUUAAUAAGGCUAAGUAAAAAUCAAGAAAUUUUAUAUGAAAACUUUAGCAAUAUUUUAUGCGAAGAAGAUAAUCACGAAGUUUAUAAAAAAUGCUUAUCUAACAAAAUUUUAGAAAAAUCCAAUUGCACAGUUUUUGCAUAUGGACAAACUGGCUCAGGUAAAACGUAUACUAUGCUAGGAAAUAAGUCGAAUGGAAUGAUAAUGUAUUCAUUAAUAGAUCUUUUACAUAAUUUUAAAUUAAAAGUAUCAUAUAUAGAGAUUUAUAAUGAAAAAUUAUAUGAUUUAUACAGUAAAAACGAAUUAAAAAUUUAUUGUAAAAAUGAUAAGACAAUAAUAAAUAAUUUAUCGUAUAUUACAAUUUCAAAUGUAGAUGAAGCGGAAAAAUUUUUAGAUCAUUGUGAAAAAAAUAGAACAUAUGGAAAUACAGAAUUUAAUUCUAAAAGUAGUAGAUCACACACAAUAUUUCAAAUAUCAUAUUUUUACAAUGAAAAAGAAAUAAUAAUUAAUUUAAUAGAUCUAGCAGGAUCCGAAAAGGCUUCUAAAAAUGAAAGUAGAAGGACUGAAGGGGCAUUUAUAAAUAAAAGCUUACUAGCAUUAUGCACUGUAGUAAAUAAUUUAAGAAAUAAUAAAUAUUUUGGCUACAGAGAUUCAAAGCUUACACGUUUACUACAUAAUUCUUUAGAUGGAGAGACAAAUAUAAUUGCAUUGUGUACUUUAUCUCCUAAUGAAGAAUGUGUAGAAGAAUCAAUAUCUACUUUAAAUUUUGCUGCACGUUUAGCAAACCUUGAUUUAAAGAAAGUUGUGACCUGUACAAUAAACAAUGAUUGUACUAAUUUAGAUUUAUCAAAGGUAUCAAUACAUGAUAUUAAUUUAAAGCAAGGUUUUUAUGUAGAACAAUUUAUGAAACUUAACAUGGUUAAAUACGACAAUAAAAUAAAAGAAAUAAAUGAUAAUGUAAAAGAUGAGACUAAAUCAACCUCCUCAAAUUUAAAUAAUAAAGAUGUACUAGAAUUAAAACCUUUUGUUCAUAAUAUAAAAGAUACGUAUAGUAAAAAUGACAAAAUUGUACCACUUCUCUAUGACAGAAUAGAAAGUUUAGAAAAAAUGCUUAUCAAAAUCUUAAAAAAAACAACAAAUAAAAAUGUAAAAGACAUUUUUAUGUUAGAAAAGCAUAUGUUUAAUUUAAAAUUAAAAAAAUGGCAGAAUUAA
This is a messenger RNA of Vairimorpha ceranae, 1287 nucleotides long. Its product is annotated as kinesin-like protein. The record is from RefSeq and is a predicted model, not a curated record. Gene Ontology annotation, cellular component: microtubule; kinesin complex. Lineage: Eukaryota; Fungi; Microsporidia; Nosematidae. The coding region runs from base 1 to 1287 and encodes 428 amino acids. Gene Ontology annotation, biological process: microtubule-based movement. The transcript has a single exon. Gene Ontology annotation, molecular function: microtubule motor activity; ATP binding; ATP hydrolysis activity.